GCAGGUGGCGCUGUGGCACAACAGUGACGUCAUAUCCGCUCUGGGCGGCAGUAGCAGCAGCUUCUUUCUCAGGCCGGGAAAUUGACAACAAGCGAACAGAGAAAAACAGAGAGAAAUCUCCAUCCAUCCUGCUGAGUUUCUCUAUCCGGUGGAAAUAUAUCGAUAUAUGUGACCUGAAGCACCAGUCAUACGUUCAAUCGAAGCAGACGGUACUGAGGAAGAGGUGCACAGAAAAAUUUCCAUACUCGAUGACAUUACAUCGCAAUGUCAGAUCGUUUGGGGCAAAUAACCAAGUCCAAGGAUGGGAAAAGCAAGUAUUCAUCACUCAGCCUAUUUGACAAGUACAAAGGGAAGUCAAUAGAAACUCAGAAAACCACAGUUGUUACACGACAUGGCUUGCAGAGUCUUGGCAAAGUGGCCGCUGCCCGGCGCAUGCCCCCUCCCGCUCACCUGCCGAGUCUGAAGUCUGAGAGUAAAGGAAACGAUCCCAACGUGAUUAUCGUGCCCAAAGACGGUACAGGAUGGGCAAACAAGCAGGAUCAACCCGAUCCAAAGAGUUCCGUUGCAUCAUCAGCACAGCUGCCGGAGUCGCAGCCACCGCUGGCUUUACAGAAAUCUGUCUCCAAUCUUCAGAAGCCCAUGCCAAUAACCAGCCAGGAGAGCACAAGUACAGGUGGACCAAAGCAAUGGGCACAGCUCAAUGGAAAGGCAGUAGAUCAAGAUGGUUUAAAGGUCUCAAGCCGACUGCAGCCCUUCUCUCACGAGGAAUUUCCGACGCUGAAAGCAGCAGGCGAACAGGACAAGGUUGGCAAGGAAAGAAGCGUCUUCGAUCCGUCGUAUGGGCCCGGACCAAGCCUCCGCCCACAGAAUGUGUCAAGCUGGAGGGAGGGCGGUGGGAGGAACCUGCAACCCCCAGUGCUGUCUGCCACUCCGCCCUGCACAGACACGGACACCAAGAACAGCGGUCCAGCGGAGACCACCACUCCUCCUCCUCCUCCCUCCUCCUCAUCCUCCUCCACUGCUGCUGCUCAGUCCACUGAUGUGAAGGAGCCAUCGCCGCGGCCUGCUCCGCCUGUGCAGCGCAGAGCCGCCCCAUCAGCCCUCCAGUACCAGCACCACACCACCACCACCUACCACGACAUGCUGCCUGCGUUUAUGUGCCCUAAAGAGACUCGUGAUGCCCCGUGCUCCUCGGAUCACGGCCCGACCACUGUGGUUGUUCCUGUGCGCUUUGAAUCCAGGUUGACUCUCAGACCAGCAUUCCCUGCGCCAGAACCCGUCAAUGGUGAUAUAAGAAGAGAGACGCGUGUCCCCCGUGUCCCUCCACGCCCCUCAGCUCGCCCCAUCCGCCGCCCAGGAGAUCGAGCUCCCCGUCCCGCCAUAAUCAACCCUGAGGACCUGAAGGACCUCGAUGAACUGGACAAUGACUGUGAAGACGGCUGGGCAGGUCUCCAUGAGGAAGUGGAUUAUAGCGAGAAGCUCAAAUUCAGUGAUGAUGAGGAAGAUCAUUCCCCCUGUGAGAAGAACAGAAUCUGGGAUGACUGGGAUAACCAUCAGGACCAGCAUUUAUCUCAGAGCUCUGUUGACGGCCCGUUCCCACAGGAUGCAGAGGAGGAGUCAUACUCACGCCAGCCAGAGCUCAUAACCUCCAGGAAGCCCAAUGGACAAUUCUCCUCUACUGAAUCUCAGCAGAAGAACAGUGGAAACAGUGAGUCUGCAGAGGAGCAGGAGGAGCCUCAGCGGCAGGCGCCUCCUCGUGGGAAGUUUGUCUCGGCCGAUCUCUCUGCUGUGGAGAGAGCGCGCAGACGGCGUGAGGAGGAGGAGAGGAGAGCGCGGGAGGAGAGACUGGCUGCCUGUGCAGAAAAACUAAAAAAACUCGAUGAAAAAUUUGGCAAAACUGAGAAAGCUGCACGCUCUGGAGAAAUGCUGAGAGAAGCAGACAGCAAGGACCUGACACAUUCUCCAGGCCGGAAGUCAUCCAAGCAACCCCAGGAGGGCUGGCAGUACAACGCUAAAGAAGUGUCGGAUACACCAGCUGAGUUAUCCAGUCAGGAUUACAAAGAUGAAGGUUGUCACUACCAUAAUGAUGACGAAAUUCCUGAGUCCACCUCUCCCCUCCCAGACUACAGCCGGCACCAGAAGCCUGUGCCGCCUCGCUUCCAGAAGCAGCACCAGCAGCAGGAGCAGGUGUAUAAGAUGGCUCCGUGGCAGCAGUCGGGUCACCCCACCCAGUCCAGCUCUGCUCACCCACAGAGAGGCUUUUACCCUCCUCAUGUCCUGGGCUUUGACCCGCGCUGGAUGAUGAUGCCUCCCUACAUGGAUCCUCGCAUGGCACAGGGAUGUUCUCCAGUGGAUUUCUAUCCUCCUGGCUUUCACUCAUCUGGUUUGGUGAAACCUGUCAUUCAGCAGGAUCACUUGAAUAGCCCUGGUUCCACCUCUGAUGAAGGCUGCCAUCCCAGCGUGCAUCAGGAGAGGAGGGCGCCAUCCACUGAGUCUUACCAAGUGUGGAACCAAGACAGCUACUCUUCUGCGCGCAGUUUCACCCCACCCUACCAGAGACAGCAUGAGAAUGGCGACAGUGCUCAGGUGGAUGACAGGAGUGACCGGCCAUUCUCCAGACAUGACUCAUAUGAAGACCGAGGUCAUGACCCUGCAGACAGUCCAGCAGAGGAACUGCCCCAUCAAGGCUUCCAUCAAGGCAGAAGCUCAGACGUGUCGUUAGGGUCACAGCGAGAAGUUACCCACGAGGGAACCAAUCAACCAUUAGUAAUCAGCAGGACCCAUCCUGGAGACAGUGAGCACAGGGACGUCUCCUCUGGUAGACAUCAGAAAGAAGGCACUGAUACCCAUGAUGAGGCCUUCGACAACAAGGACAAGAGCUACGACUCUGAUAUCUGGAAGAAAGAUGUGGGUAGUCUGAGGAAAGACGGCAGCGGUCAGGCGCAGUGGUCCGAUCACUGUUCGAGCAGCAGCAGUAGCAUUAGUCAGCCAUCUGAAACCAGCAGCAGAACCCUUAGGAGGACAGGACCCAUCAAGAAACCUGUGCUGAAGCCUUUGAAAGUGGAAGACAAAGAAAAUGAGAAACCCAAAACUGAGCCCGAGGAGAAGCCUGUCCCGUACAGGCUGGAGAAGGAAGUGGUCACCAACGUCUAUGACCUGAAGAAAGAUGCCCCUCUUCUGUCUAACAGGCACUCCGUGCCACCCCCCACUCCCUCUCCUAUGGAAGCUCCCAAGGUGGAGAGAACAAGCAACCUGCCUGAAGAUUUGCACAAAGAGAACUACUGGGAUAGUGCGAAGAGUCAGUCUGUGGACAGCUCUGACAGCAGAGAUCCACCAGCACUGCGCCGCAACAACUGGAUAUUCAUAGAUGAGGAGCAGGCAUUCGCCGGGGCCAGGGGAGCGGGUCGUGGACGUGGCCGGGGCUUUAGAGAGUUCAAUUCUCGUGGUGGCACUCGUGGAGGACGGAGUGACAGCAACAGAGGAGCCUACAAUAGCACAGGUGCACAGAGGCCUGCACGAGGACGUGGUACUCGAGAUUUUAGGAGCGAAGAUCUUCAAAGAGGCAAACCCCGUAGACGCAAUGUGAGCGAGACGCACAGCGAGGCCUCAGAAUACGAGGAGCAGCCCAAGCGUCCACGCCAGAAGGCCACUGAGAAUGGAGAGGCUUCGUAUCCUGCAUCUGGAGAGGUCAAGAGGGCCGAUAAGGAGUCAUGGAGAUCAAACAAGGUCUACACUGACGAUCAGAGUGGCAAUAGUGAUUCCAGGGACAAAACUAAAUCUGCUCGAGUCUUUGGAAGGUCAUUGCCCCCUCGCCUUAAUGCUGGAUACAACCGUGAGUUUGGCUCAAGGGAUAUUUCGAUGUGGAGAGGGAGAGGAACCCAGUUUGGAAGCACUCCCAUGCAAGAGAACGGCUACAGCUUCGGUGCGGACUCCUAUUCCAAACGUUUGUCAGAACGCGAGGCCCUGAAGUACCCCUCUAAAUUUACAGGCUCCUUUGCAGAGAAUGGUGUCGAGGACCGAGAUGGGGGUUACUACAUUGAUAAUGAUAAUCCCGACAACCGGCCCCUGAGACGGCGUCGUCCCCCACGCCAGGAUAAACCCCCACGCUUCAGGCGUCUGCGUCAAGAGCAUGAAGGAGGAGGUCAGUGGAAUAGUGAGGACUACGUUAAUGGAGACGUUGCCAAUCAGUGGCCUGGUCGUGCAAAGGGGGCAGAGGAGCACUGUCCCAACCGCUACUCCGGAGGACGGUCACAGGAGAUCACAGGUCAGAGUCAGGGUGAAGACUGGGAAACCGGCUCUGAGAACAGCGAUUUCAGUGACUGGAGGGAGAAACGGAGACAGCAUGGUGACGUGCUCGCAGAUACAGGUCACGGAGAACCUGGCUCUGAAAAGAGAGAGCUCUCCAAGCGGAGCUUUUCUAGCCAGCGGCCAGUGGUCGACAGACAGAACAGGAAGAGUGAUGCUACUCUGAUGGAAAACAACAAGACAGAAACGCAGGCUAGUGCAGGUUCCUUCGGUAGAAACGAGAGCUGGCAGAACGGUGUUACUUCCAACAACAAACGAGUUCCAGAAGAAUCGGUCACCGGCCUGAGCUCAGCGUGUGUGUACCGUGUAGAGCAGAACGACGACACCAGCACAGAGGCAACAGGGACGAUCAUAGAGAAAGACUUGAAACCCAGGAACAUGAAAGGGGACAUGACAGAACCCCUGUCCCAAUAUGACCUGAAUACUUACCCAAUUGAGAGUGACUCGGAAGCUUCUGUACCCAGUCCAGAAGUUUUCCAGGACGCUCUGUCCAAAAAACAGCGCCGCCCACAGGAUGAUGAUCGCAGGAGGAAGGAUCAGGGCCCUCCAGGUCCGGUAAAGAACAGAGCAAUUACAUCGAAAAUGCCUCCUCGUUUUGCCAAGAAGCAGGGCAGUAUGUCCAUCGAGCAGCCCGAAGAGAAGCUGUCUGCCAACAGUUUGGGAACAGAAAUCUGGGAGACAAACAGCACAGCUCUGACUGUCCAUUCGUCAGGUGGUGAUUCGUGGACAAAGCAGGUUUCCUACACAGGAAGUGAACCCAAUUCAGAGGAUUCAGAUGCAGGACCCGAGCAGAAUAAAGAACACAAACCCGGCCCCAUCGGCAAUGAGCGCUCGCUGAAGAACCGCAAGGGCUCUGAAGGCAUGGAGCGACUGGAGGGACCCAUUACUCCUGUCAACGGAGUGGACAUUCACGUGGACAACAUUAUCCCUGUGCCGCCAAUUGAGUUUGGCGUCAGUGCAAAGGAUUCAGACUUCAGCCUUCCUCCAGGUUCCGCACCAGUGCCUGUGUCCAACCCCGUCACCAAGCUGCAAGAUGCACUAGCUGGGAAUGUGGGCCUGACUCAAGCCAUCCCGAUGCUCCGCAGAGACCACCUGCAGCCCGGAAUAAACCUCAACCCCAUCAGCUUUCCUUCUGCGGACCUCACGCUCAAGAUGGAGUCGGCACGUAAAGCGUGGGAGAACUCUCAGGCUCUUCCGGAGCAGGGCUCUCCGGGCGGUGUGGUCUCCGGCGCUCAGCCUGCCUGCAGUGUGGGCUCCUCCAGCGGCGUCAGCUACAGCUCCUUCGGCGGAGUGUCCAUGCCUCCCAUGCCUGUGGCAUCUGUCGCACCUUCUGUCUCCAUGCAAGGCAGUCACAUCCCUCCUCUCUAUCUAGACGGUCAUGUGUUCUCUAGUCAGCCGCGGCUCGUGCCGCCUUUGACUCAGCAGCCCAGCUACCAGCAGGCCACUGCUCAACAGAUCCCCAUCUCUCUGCACACGUCUCUGCAGGCUCAGGCUCAGCUGGGUCUGCGAGGAGCUCUGCCUGUCUCUCAGUCUCAAGAGAUGUUCAGCUCCAUCCCUCCCUUCAGGUCUCAGGUGUACAUGCACCCAAACCUGUCUCAGCCCAGUCCCAUGGUGCUCUCUGGUGGAGCUCUCAAAGGACCAUACUCUGCAUUUCCUGGCAUGCAGCCAUCAGACAUGGUCAAACAGCAGUCCGGAUCUCACUACCAGCCCAUGAACAGCAGCCAGCCACUGGUGUAUGACGGACCCAUGAAUCAGGGAGCUGGGAUGGGCACGUCACAGCUCAUGGACUCACAGCUCAUUCAGGUGACAAUGCCCAUGCCUGGAUCUCAACUGCGCUACGGCUCAGCCCAGCAGCACCUCCUCCUGCCCCAGUCCAUCCAGCUCCAGCAGAACCAGAACCUGUCUGUAGGAGCUCCACGCCGCAUGAUGCCUCCCGGAUCUCAGCCGGCUAUCAUGAGCGGCAACAGGGAGCCUUCCCAGAUGGACAUCAAGGGAUUUCAGUUCUCUGAUAAGCCCAACCAUUCACCUGGAAUACCCAGUGGCUCCUACAGACCUGGUUCUGCUAGUCCCAGUGGCAAACCCUCUUGCCCCGGAGGCCCUGCAGUGGUCGUCUCGCUCCCAGGACAUUACACACAGCAGCAGGUGUCGGCUCCUCAGGGCAGUAUGGUCAUGCACAUGAGGCCCCCCACCAGCGGCCCCUUCCCCAACCCCAUCCAACGGCCCGUCAUGCAGGUCAACAAGACUGUCAUUAUCCGUUCGCCACCCUAUCCCAGUCCUGGGCGUGAACCGCUUCACAGCACACCUCCCUCCAACCCUGAGCCUGCUGUGAAGGGCCCUGAGGACGGUAUGAAGGUGAAGGCUCUGCGUGAUGCUCGUCAGGCUGUCAGUGAAGCCAAGAGCUCAUCAGUGAUUCCCAACAAGAUCCAGGAGCAGCUGCCGUCAGUACAGGUCAAAGCUGCUCGAACCGGAGCCAUCAAACCACAGUCGGUCAAAGUGGAGGAAGGCAGAGCCUAAUAAUGGACCUCAUGAUCACAUGA
Molecule: messenger RNA, 6842 nt
Organism: Carassius carassius (crucian carp)
Lineage: Eukaryota; Metazoa; Chordata; Actinopteri; Cypriniformes; Cyprinidae
Gene: prrc2b
Product: proline-rich coiled-coil 2B
Exons: 30
Coding region: 265-6819 (2184 amino acids)
Biological process (GO): cell differentiation
Source: RefSeq, a predicted model, not a curated record